AUGAAAGCAUCAGAAGAACCCAUGCCAAAAUGGGCAGGUUUCGUCGGAUGUAUUAUUGCCUCGGUUUUCUUCGGUUCAAAUCUCUUACCCGUCAAGCAGUUCUCUGUUGGUGAUGGGUUCUUCUUUCAAUUUAUAUAUUGCGUAGCAGUUUGGCUUGUAGGUCUAAUACUUGAUUUGAUUUUAAACAAUCAACGUUUCUAUCCUCUUGUGCUUGUUGGUGGUGUACUAUGGACGACCGGAAAUCUUGCGACAGUAUUUUGUAUAAAAACGUGUGGUCUAGCUGUUGGUCUUUUGAUUUGGGGCACAACAAGUUUGAUAACUGGCUGGGCAGGUGGCCGCUUCGGAUUAUUUGAUAUGAAAGCACAAGUACCCACCACGGAAACAAAACUAAUACUAAACUAUGCGUCAGUGAUCUUGGCAGCAUCGAGUGCGAUAUUUUUUCUCUUCAUUAAAUCGACAACGAAGACUGCAGCUUUACCUAGAGAAGUCUCUUAUCUUUCGUCAUCUGAUGGUGAAUCCUCCAUUCAAUUGGGAAAAGUUGGAGAAACAGCUGAUUACAGUCACCAAAAUAUUGAUGACGAUUUUCCAUUUCUAAAUCGAUUAACUGAUCGAGUACAGAAAAUUCUCGGUUGUGCUUUCGCGGCACUGGCUGGAAUGUUCUACGGAUCAAUGUUUAUUCCUGAUCAAUACAUUCGUGAUCACGCGAGUAAAUACACGUAUCGCGGUGAACCACCACCGCUCAGUGGUCUCUACUACAUCAAUUCGCAAUAUUCGGGCAUACUUCUUUCGUCGUUAUUUUACUUUGUUAUUUACGCCGCAUUGAAACGUAAUAAACCCGUCAUGAAUCCGACGGUGGUUCUACCAGCUUUGGCUAGUGGAGCGAUGUGGGGCGUUGCUAAUAUUGGAUUUAUCGUUGCUAUAAGUGCGUUAACCAGCGCAGUGGCUUAUCCAAUUGUGAGCGUCCUCCCAGGCAUUGUCACAUCACUAUGGUCCUUAUUUUUAUUUCGUGAGAUUCAAGGAAGAAACAAUUACAUUCUUCUCGGCCUUGGUAUGCUCGUGCGCAUACUUGCUGCUGUACUCAGUGGUCUUUCAGCAUAA
Messenger RNA from Adineta ricciae, 1098 nucleotides. The record is from the annotation of a GenBank genome assembly. NCBI's taxonomy places the organism in Eukaryota, Metazoa, Rotifera, Eurotatoria, Adinetida, Adinetidae.